AUCUUUUAUAUUUAAUCACUAAACUCAGCUUUCUUUCUGUUCUGUUUAGGUCUUUAAUAGAUCGAGUCAAAGGUCAGACAGAGCAGGCAGAUCAUCAGUUAGGGAGGAGAUGGAGUACACAGGCCCUCUCUCCCAGGCUGCACUGAAGGUUCUGGCUGKUCUACGUGCCCAAAAUCUGGACAAAACCAGAGACAACCAACGUUUCUCCAGUUACCAGAGGCAAAUGGGGAGGUGUAAUUACAACAAUGCAGAGUCUGAAGUGGAAAGAAAAGACAGCCACCAGGUAUCAUUUUCCUCCUCCAAUGAGCUGCCGAGCUCUCAGACAUCAGUCUCCCAUCAGUACUCUCUGACACCGACCCCCCCUUCAUCCCAGCCCUCCUCCUGCUGGUUCCCUCCUCAGACGGCAGCCUAUUAUUGCCAGACUACCUCUAACAGAAUCAUCUAUGAUGGUCCUGCUUACCCGUCCAGCCCCACUCUCUCGUUCUCCCAGCAAAAGAGCCCUGACACACAGGACAUGUAUUCUGUGUCCCUUCAAAUACCUGACAGGCAUGCUGAACAUCAAGAUACACCAUGCAGAACUUCUGGAUGUAUAGGGUCGUCUUUCAUCCCUCACACAUUCCCAGACAAAGAAGGCCUCAAUGAGAUGUUUAAACCUCCAACCAAAGAGCCUAAUUCCCACUCUGAAGCUUGUCACACACCAUCAUCCUGGCCUGAAGUGUGCGAAGAGACAGUUAACACAUCAGGAGCACAACGUGAAGACAAAACUUCCUGGAGUGUUGAGCGAAACGAACCAGAAGACGCUUCAAGAAGCAGAAUAACGUCGAAACUCUCUGAAAGGAUGGCUAGAGAGGCGAACGAGUCUAACAGCCAGCCUCUUAGUGACUUUGUAGUUAAAUACAUUGAUCAUACUGUGGCUGAAAUAGUGGAAAAGGACCAAACAGAGGGACUAGUGGUCCAGUCCGAACUCCCACAGCUUAAACUGGAGCACAACAAGGAUCCUAACAUGGACGUCACAGUGGAAGGUGCCAUAGACAGUGAAAAAAUGGAUGUAGGACAGCUUCACUGCUCUGACAUCCAUCAAAAAGAGAGACAGUGUGAGACAAGUCUGAAAGAAAACACAGAGGCAAGACAAAGAGGAGAGGACAGAGAGGUGCUGGAAGUGGCCCUUAGAGGUGGCGAAGAAAAGGUUAACUCUACUGAUGAAAAGCAGUGUCCCAUGCCAAGAUCGUCAGAAAAUUGUGGAGCAAGACAACCAGGGUUCAAACCUCCCUGUCUGCUUGGCAGCCAGGAGCAUCAUGACAAAAUCACUCAUGAAAGCAGCAGAGGGAGCAAACCAAGCAUUUCACUUAUCCCAGCAAGCAAACUUCCUACUGAACUAAACUCCUACUCACCUCAGAAAGCAGUCCCUCCUGGUGGAGGGCUGAACAACGAACUGGAAACAAAAAUCCUACCUGCUUCCCAAAGUCACACACAUCAUCAUCCCUUCACUCCACCCUUCUCGCGAAAGAGGAAACACGACAUAUUUCAGCACCAACCCACAAACCCUCCUCCCAAAACCUGCCAAAUUAGACGUCCCCUGAAAUGGCAGCCACCUUAUUCUUCACAAGAGAAGGUGGCAGAAGAAGUGAGUGAGUCGAAGAAAGCCAGGCUGGAAAACUUGGCUUUACUUAGAGAAUCCCUGAUGAAAAUUGAUCCGUGUGUUCGUUCAGAUCCAGAUAAUCAGAAGCAAACUCAACAAAGUUGGGAGUUCAAAUCGAAAAAAACGUGUGCUGAAACGUCAAAGACUGCUUCUAAACAGACUCUUCAUUCCAAAACGUGUAAAGACACGUGGGCCAAAUUUAGGACUGACUUUUCCACAGAUGGGACCAGAGGUUUUCUUGAUGGAAUUAACGGUAGCGAGCCACAAAAUCAAUCUAAAACUGGCUCCCACCCUACCUCCCUAACAUCUGACUCCAGGGUGAAGGAUUCUGGUCAACUAACCCCAGAGGAGAAGCUGCAGGUUCUUGAGGAGACCGAAGGGGCCAAGGUGGUGUUGCUAACCUUGGUGUUUCGAGAYGGAACCACUCAGUUAGACCCAGAACAGAAGGUCGCUCCUGCAGUGUGUGGCCUCCUUGUCCUGAUGAAGAAGGAUCUUUCCAGCAGCACACCUGAGAACGCGCUCAGUCCACAAGACAGUCUGGUUUAUCUAAAACUGGAGCACGCCCCCCUCUGGGCCCACCAGCACACUCACCACAGCCAGGAGCUCUUCACCAGAGAUUUGCUUCUACGAGUCUUAUCCAAAUCCCAGCUGCUGGUUUCUUAUAAAGCCAAGGAUUUGCUUCGUACAGCUCUGCAGUAUUGCAAAGAUGACCUCAGCUGGAAACAAGUGGCAGGUUGUCAGAUUCAGGACCCACAGGUUUCAGGGUGGCUGCUGGAUCCCACAGAUCCUUCUUCUUGCUAUAGUAAUCUUCUGUAUAAGCACUGUCAAAAAACAUAUACAGCAUCUGUCCCGGGUUCUCAGAAGGUUUCUCAGAUCAUCUCUAGUCUCAACUGGCUCUACAAGCUUCAUUUGAACCUCUGUGCUAAACUACAGAGCCAGCACCUGUGGGACCUCUACUCAGAGAUGGAACUGAGAAUGAUCCCGGUUCUGGCAGCCAUGGAAAGUCACCACAUCCAUGUGGACAAAGAAGCUCUGAAGAGAACUUCAGAACUCCUUGGGGCUAAAAUGAAACAGCUGGAGCAGGAGGCCCACAGAGCAGCUGGACAAAUAUUUCUGUUGACCAGCAACUCUCAGCUUCGAAUAGUUCUGUUUGAGAAGCUGCGUCUCCACGAGCGCUGUGAGAACAAGAGGCUUCCCAAGACCGUCAACAAGCAGCAACAGUCAACAUCAGAAGCUGCACUGCUGCAGCUUCAGGACCUUCACCCUCUGCCAAAGAUCAUUCUGGAGUACAGACAGAUUCACAAGAUCAAAUCUACUUUUGUUGACGGGAUCCUCUCAUGCAUGAAGAGCAAGAACUACAUUUCCUCUACUUGGUACCAGACGAGUGUUGUGACUGGACGAAUCUCAGCCAAACACCCAAACUUUCAAGCCCUGCCGAGRCAGCCGCUUCAAAUCUGCAAGAUGCAGUACAUCCAAGGAAAAGAGGAGGAAGUUGUGGCUGUUCAUCCUCGAGCCAUGUUCAUCCCACAGGAAGGCUGGACUUUUCUUGCCGCAGACUUCUGUCAAGUGGAGCUGCGUCUGCUGGCUCACUUUUCCUCAGACCCGGAGCUGCUGCGCGUUUUUACCAACCCACAGGCUGACGUCUUCACCAUGCUGGCCUCUCAGUGGAAAGGGAUAAGUUCAGACGWUGUGACCUCUGAAGACAGGGAACAUGCGAAACGCAUUGUGUACUCUGUGGUAUAUGGAGCAGGUCGUGAACGUUUGUCGGGGAUAUUGGGGGUGAGCGCUGAGCAAGCGAGUAAAUUCCAGAACAGCUUCCUGCAGACCUUCAAAGAAGUCCAGACCUUUAUUCAGAAGACCAUACAGCAGAGCCACAAACAGGGUUAUGUGCUGUCUGUCAUGGGUCGUCGCCGGAACCUCCCUAACAUCAACUCUGUGGACUGGGCUACCCGCAUGCAGGCUGAAAGGCAGGCCGUCAACUUUGUUGUUCAGGGUUCAGCUGCUGAUCUCUGUAAGAUGGCCAUGAUCAGGAUCUUUAACCUGGUCUCCUCCUCAGACUCACCCUCUGCCAGGCUUCUAGCACAACUACAUGAUGAGCUUCUUUAUGAAGUGAAGGACUCCCAGGUGGAGCAGUUUGCAGCUCUGGUGAGAAGCAUCAUGGAGUCCCUGCAGCACAUCGAUCACCUGGGAGUCCAUCUUAAAAAAGGUACGUCUACGGACUCAGUUGUCAAGGGCAACAAUGUGAGCAUCCCCCUGCAAUCUCAAGAUGUAGGCUCGAUGUGACGAUUAAUGAAGCUGCUGAUGACACAUCAUUUGGCCACUACAGUGUGCGCCUCAGUAUUGAUUCAACCUUAAUGUAAACCGUAAGUAGAGGUUAGUGAGUCUGCGAUUCAUUAUUCAUUACUGCAGGUUCUGCUUUCUCAAAUCAUUAGAUAUACUGUUUAGGUUAGCUUCUGAUUUGGCUCAAUCCCUUUGGUUAUUAGGUGCUUUCAGACUGAGGGGGACUCCUUCGCAGACUUGGCAACCUUUUAAGGUAACUACAUUUGGGGGUUCUUUUCAAUCUCCUGCUCCAAAGAUCUUCCCACAGACCAAAGACGUGCAUCUUAGGCUAAUUGGUAAAUUGUCUCUAGGUGUGAGUUUGUGAGUGGUUGUUUGUCUCUAUGUGGACCUGUGAUGGACUUACAGCCUGUCUAGUGCCCCCUUUCCACUAGUGCCUCUACACCAUGGUUCGGCUUGGCUCAUCACGGUUCCAAGACUUUUUCACUAGCAAGGAUUUGUGGAACCAGCCCCUUUUUCAGUGCUUACUUCGCUGUGGUUCCAAGUGUACCAUGCUGGCCUGAAAACGUGAUGUCAGAAGACUGUCGGUCACUGAUUGGUUAGAGGGUGGAGCCAUUGGUUGCAUCACAAGAGCUACUCUCACAACAACCCGACCCGUCAUUUGCAAUAAUACUGCUACUGUGUCCUUCAUUGUUGUGUUGCGUAUCUUUUCCGGGUCAUCUUCUUCUUUGUUUAAUGGUGGCUGGCAAAUAGCUUAAUAGAGCAUAGCCGCCACCUCUUUAGACAUCAAUUUUUGAAUUAUGGGACCACCCAACUUUACGAUGACCCCCGCCCCACUAGAGCUGUUACUGAAGUUCAGCCAAAUCGAA
Molecule: messenger RNA, 4785 nt
Organism: Austrofundulus limnaeus
Lineage: Eukaryota; Metazoa; Chordata; Actinopteri; Cyprinodontiformes; Rivulidae
Gene: poln
Product: polymerase (DNA directed) nu
Exons: 28
Coding region: 110-3922 (1270 amino acids)
Biological process (GO): double-strand break repair; DNA-templated DNA replication
Molecular function (GO): DNA binding; DNA-directed DNA polymerase activity
Source: RefSeq, a predicted model, not a curated record